This is a messenger RNA of Carassius gibelio (silver crucian carp), 1288 nucleotides long. Its product is annotated as carbonic anhydrase 14-like. Gene Ontology annotation, molecular function: zinc ion binding; carbonate dehydratase activity. The record is from RefSeq and is a predicted model, not a curated record. The transcript has 11 exons. Lineage: Eukaryota; Metazoa; Chordata; Actinopteri; Cypriniformes; Cyprinidae. Gene Ontology annotation, cellular component: plasma membrane. Bases 132 to 1268 code for a protein of 378 amino acids.
GGUUUGUUCUGUGAAGCCCCGCCCCCGGUCAGUGGACCCCUGAGUCACUAAAGCAGAGGCUGAGAUGCUGUGUGUGAAUCAGAAACAACACCAAGUUACCUGUGCAAAACUCUAGUGCUGCUGCGGUCAGCAUGCUGCUGGAUAUACUCCUCGUCCUUCAUCUCCAGAUGCUAGUCGUAGCAUCUUCAUCCUCCGCUGAGGAAGAAGAGAGCAGUGAGAGGGAUGCCCAACACAGUAAAGGUUCUUCUCAUCAGCAGCACUGGGGUUACCAUGAUCAGGACGCCUGGUUAUCUGCGUUUGAACACUGCAAUGGAAAAUCUCAGUCUCCGAUCAACGUAGACACUCAUAAGGUUUCCUUUGAGUCCAGACUGCCUCGGGUUAAACUGGAGGGGUACGAUCUGACCGACUCUCACACUCUUACCCUCAUCAACAACGGACACACACUGCAGCUGAGUCUGCCGAGCAGCAUGCGUAUCACGAGGGGAUUCGAUCAGGUUUACGUCGCAGCCCAGCUUCACUUCCACUGGGGAACUAAAGAAGUCCCUGGCUCAGAGCACACCAUAGAUCAUGUUCAUUUCCCUGCCGAGAUCCACGUGGUUCAUUAUAACUCCAAAUACUCAAGUCUGGCGGAGGCUGCCAGUAAAGCGGAUGGACUGGCAGUGUUAGGAGGAUUCAUAGGUAUUGGCCUUCAUGACAAUGACAACUAUGAGAAGAUCCUGUCUGCGUUAUCAGACAUCAGCAUAGAGGAGUCAGACACUGAGAUUCCUGGGUUUAAUGUGCGUCAUCUUCUGCCGGACAGCCUGGACAGGUUUUAUAGGUACAGCGGGUCGCUCACGACCCCUCCGUGCUUUCAGACGGUCAGCUGGACUUUGUUCAAUGACUCCAUCAGAGUCUCAAGAAGACAGCUGGCAGCUUUGGAGGACACACUGAAAACUGAACACAACAAGCUUUUGUCCAAAAACUUUAGAGCUCCACAACUUCUGCAUGGGAGAAAAGUGCUGGCAUCUUUCCACACAGGAUCCACUCCAAGAAUAGUCAGUGAAGCUCCAUCUGAGACACAAGAUAAUAAUAUAAUGGAAUCUAACGGACAAAUUCUGGCGAUUAUCUUUGGGGUUCUGUUUGCUGUCACAUUGCUGGUCUCCUCUGUGUACACAUAUCGACAGAGGAAAAAAUACUCAAAGUUUAAAAAAGACUCUAAGCAAAAUGUUAUUUAUAAACCAGCUGCCGUUGAAAAAGACAAAGAUCAAACCUCUGUUACUGUAUCAUAAACCACAUAUUUAUCCAGAAA